Pogona vitticeps (central bearded dragon) is the source of this 887-nucleotide messenger RNA. NCBI's taxonomy places the organism in Eukaryota, Metazoa, Chordata, Lepidosauria, Squamata, Agamidae. The record is from RefSeq and is a predicted model, not a curated record.
UCCGUUUCCGGUCAGGCUUCCAGCCAGAGAGACAAGAGACCGGCGGCUGGGAUUGGGGGCGGAAAGGGCUUGAGGGGGUCCCGGGGGAUGAGGCGGCCUCCGCCGCCCCCCCCCUCCCUUCCUUUCCCCGGUUGGGCUCGGAGCCCCGCCCCCUGGCGCCAAGAAGCCACUCCCACCCUCCCGCGCGCAGGAUGAACCGCCCGAAGCCCGCGGCUGCCCGCCGCCCUAGCGCCGUCGUCAAACCCUCCGGCCACCCUCCUCCGGGAGAUUUCAUUGCCUUGGGUUCGAAAGGCCAGGCCGGCGAGUCGAAGGCGGCCGCCACGCUGCUGAAGCCCGCCUCGGCCGGCCUGCCCUCCGAGCGCAAACGGGAGGCCUCGGCCGCUUUGGCCGGCACUUCUGGGCUGACCAGCCUCUCCAAACGGCCCAAGCUCGCCUCGACGCCCCCGCUCAGCGCUCUGGGGCGCUUGGCCGAGGCGGCGGUCGCCGAGAAGCGAGCCAUUUCCCCCUCUAUAAAGGAGCCGUCGGUGAUUCCCAUUGAAGUGGCCCCGACGGUUCUCCUGGAUGAGAUCGAGUCUGCGGAAGCGGAAGGCAACGAUGAUCGCAUCGAAGGGGUGUUGUGCGGGGCGGUGAAGCAGCUGAAGAUGAACCGGGCCAAGCCUGACACCACCCUGUAUUUGAGUCUGAUGUACUUGGCCAAAAUCAAGCCAAACAUUUUUGCCACGGAAGGAGUGAUUGAGGCGCUGUGCAGCCUCCUCCGCCGAGAUGCCUCCAUCAACUUCAAAGCCAAAGGCAACAGCCUGGCCUCCGUCUUGGCCUGCAACCUUCUCAUGGCGGCGUACGAGGAAGACGAGAACUGGCCGGAGAUCUUUGUCAAGGUGGAGUGCUGA